This is a messenger RNA of Chelonoidis abingdonii (Abingdon island giant tortoise), 2563 nucleotides long. RefSeq names its product beta-1,3-glucuronyltransferase 1 (gene B3GAT1). Gene Ontology annotation, biological process: carbohydrate metabolic process; chondroitin sulfate proteoglycan biosynthetic process. Gene Ontology annotation, cellular component: Golgi membrane. Gene Ontology annotation, molecular function: galactosylgalactosylxylosylprotein 3-beta-glucuronosyltransferase activity. Lineage: Eukaryota; Metazoa; Chordata; Testudines; Testudinidae. The record is from RefSeq and is a predicted model, not a curated record.
CGUGGGGGAGCUGAAACCAAUUUCUCGAGGGAAAAUCUCAGAGCAUUCCCAGGCUCUGUCCCUGCCUUGCAGGGAGAAGUGUCCCCUGCCUAAGUGGAAUAAAUUGGUACCGACUAUUAGCAGUGUGGGCCCUCCUCUCCGAGAGGGAGGGGGGCUGUCAGUGCUGCUUUAGACACAAAACCUUCCUCCCCUCAUCCACCGACCCACCUUCUCCCCCUCUCUCCCACCGCCGCGCUGCAGAGAGCCAGACCUGGGGAAGCGGAGCACAGAGCAGCCAGCAGCUGGAGGAAGAGGGUCGCUCUGCUGUCAUCUGGCUUGGGUGAAGGGGGCUCUUGGUUUGUGCUUGGAUUAAAACACGACCCCAGACAAAGAAAGCAGAGGAGAGGAGUUUGGGGAGGGGAGGCAUAUGCCAGGGAAAGGCGCCGCUCUCAAUCGUGCCUCUGUUCCCAAGGAUUAAGGAAUGAAUGGGAGCUGCUUCCCCGCUCGCCAUGGAGAGAGGAGGCGAUUCAGGCUGCCAAGAUAAGGCUUCCUUCCUGCUGGGUCCCUGAAACUCCCACCAGUGGCUCUGGCGACGCCCUGUGAAAGCACUCGCUGCGUGGCCUCCAGCCUGUGCAGCUGUUGCAUCUCCGAACCUGCUUCUGCAAUGGGUGGGUUGUGAGCGCUGGUAAUGAGGAGCUGUGGGUCCAGUCAGUCUUGGAGAUGCCGAAGAGAAGAGACAUCCUGGCUAUCGUGCUGAUAGUUCUGCCCUGGACGCUGUUAAUCACCGUCUGGCACCAGAGCACCAUUGCUCCGCUGCUUGCAGUGCACAAGGAUGAUGGUGGUGACUCCAGGCGUGAUCUGGCCCAAGGCUCAGACUCCAAGGAGUACUGCCUAUCAGACCGCGACAUUGUGGAGGUGGUGAGGACAGAGUACGUUUACACCCGCCCGCCCCCAUGGUCGGACACCCUCCCCACCAUCCACAUCAUCACCCCCACCUACAGUCGGCCGGUGCAAAAGGCGGAACUGACACGACUGGCCAACACCCUCUUGCAUGUGCCCAAUCUGCACUGGAUCCUGGUGGAGGACUCGCAGCGGCGCACUCCUCUUGUCACCCGGCUACUGCGGGACACGGGGCUGAACUACACCCACCUCAAUGUGGAGACACCCCGCAACUACAAGUUGCGGGGAGACAUGAGGGACCCCCGGAUCCCCCGUGGGACCAUGCAGAGGAACCUGGCCCUGCGGUGGCUGAGAGAGACCUUUAACAAAAACAGCAGCCAAUCUGGGAUUGUUUACUUUGCCGAUGAUGAUAACACCUACAGCCUGGAGCUCUUCGAGGAGAUGCGCACCACCAGGAAGGUGUCGGUGUGGCCGGUGGCCUUUGUGGGCGGCUUGCGUUACGAGUCACCCAAGGUGAAUGCAGCGGGGAAGGUGUAUGGCUGGAAGACUGUUUUCGACCCCCACCGCCCGUUUGCCAUUGACAUGGCGGGCUUUGCUGUGAACCUCAGGCUGAUACUCCAGCGAUCUCAGGCUUACUUCAAACUGCGAGGAGUGAAGGGUGGUUACCAAGAAAGCAGUCUUCUCCGGGAACUAGUGACCCUGAAUGACCUUGAGCCGAAAGCUGCCAAUUGCACUAAGGUAUGGACUCCUUCUGGUAUGUGGGCCAUAAGGACCCAGGCUCCUGCACCUGUCACUGAUCACAAUUGCAAGGAGAUGCAGGAACUUGAAAAGGGAGCAUUGGGGUUGUCAUAUGGGAUCAGUCCUAUAGUGUAACCAGGCCGGUAUCCUAUCUCCCAUCCCUCAGGGUUAGCCCAAUGCCCAUCCAGUCCAGUAUCCUGUCUCAUACAACUGUUCGUACCAGAUGCUUCAAGGAAAGACACAACCCCCUCCCCCUCCAAUAAAUGGGCAGUUAUGAAGUAAAAUGCAGAGUGAGGAAGUUUCAUUUUAACUCCACGCUAGCUUCUGCCCUGGAAUGUGAGGGUUUAUCCCCUCUAUAAAUGUCUCUGCUAGUUAUGGUUAUUCUACAUGACAUCCUUAUUGUUUAUAUGAAUGUCUAAAACUUUUUUGGUCUCAAUAAUGUUCUGUGACAAUGAGUUCUGCAGAUAAAUUAGGCAUUGUGUGAAAGAGCUUUUCCUAUAUGAAAUGUGCUGCCUUGCUGUUUCAUUUUCAUGUAUAAUAGUGAACAUCAAAGUGAAUUUCCAGCUAUGCUCCUGCUUCUCAAAAGACAUUACAGGAAAACAUGGAUUUUAGAGGGGUGAGGAGGAAAAGAAUAAUGUCCUACAUUAUGUUGGGAGGCAGACAGGCAUCCAUGUGGGGUAUGGUGGCAGAGAGGGGGUCCAGGGUAGAACUGAAGCGGUAUGAAGCAAAUCGAGUUGACUGAGACUUUUGCAUCAGACAGUCCAUCUGCUCUGCUCACCCUCUCUGCUGCUCUGCUUAACAAGAGCACAAUAAUGUGUCCUAAGAGUGGAGGGAAGUGAGAUCUAAUGCUGGUGUGAAUGAGGGGAGGAGGCAUGUUGUGUAGAACACACUCCAGAUUGAUUCCCUCUUACAAUGGUAAAUGGACAGGAUGCAGCAGGCAAGGGAA